Molecule: messenger RNA, 2982 nt
Organism: Girardinichthys multiradiatus
Lineage: Eukaryota; Metazoa; Chordata; Actinopteri; Cyprinodontiformes; Goodeidae
Gene: stk17b
Product: serine/threonine kinase 17b (apoptosis-inducing)
Exons: 7
Coding region: 381-1427 (348 amino acids)
Biological process (GO): intracellular signal transduction; positive regulation of apoptotic process; protein phosphorylation
Cellular component (GO): nucleus
Molecular function (GO): ATP binding; protein serine/threonine kinase activity
Source: RefSeq, a predicted model, not a curated record
CGUGCAGUGACGUGUCUGGUAGUGUCAAACGGGAUGUAAAAAUGAUCGAAACGGCUUCGCAUAAACCUACUAACCAGGUUUACAGUAGCCAGAAGCAGCCGUUUGGAUAGUUUUGCCUCUGGGAUUAAAAUUUAGCUCCACAGUCGGUGGGUUCGAUCAGGUGGAGCCGAUAGAAACCGGUCUAACUCACUUUUGGACCGGAUACUUUAAUAUCCAUCGAGCUAACUUAGCGACAGUUUGGCUAACCGGAGUUAAACUGUAACAUGGUGACGCCGGCUGAUGGGAACCGUCGUUAACUAGCCGUGUGGGUCAGUUCUGCUUUCUGCCAGGGUGAACUCGCAGAACCAACCCAGCCGGAGCAGCUGAGCGCGGAGAGGAGGAUGUCUCGGAGGCGGCUGGACAGCCGCAGCGGGCUCUCCGCCGGGCUGCUCGGAGAGACCCAGACCCCGAUCAGCUCCGAGCCGCUGGAGAGCGGCUAUGAGGUGACCGGAGAGCUGGGCAGGGGGAAGUUCGCUGUGGUGAAGCGCUGCGUGGAGAAGACCACAGGGAAGGUGUUCGCCGCCAAGUUCCUGAGGAAGAGGAGGAGAGGCCGAGACUGCCGCGCCGAAGUCAUCCACGAGAUGGCCGUCCUGGAGAUGGCCCGGAACAACCCCCGAGUGGUCAACCUGUAUGGCGCUCACGAGACGGAUCAUGACGUGGUCUUGGUGCUGGAAUACGCCGCAGGCGGAGAGAUAUUUGACCACUGUGUGUCCGAGGAGCUGCUGCCGGAGGCUCAGAUCACCCGCCUGAUCCGACAGACCCUGGAGGGGGUCCACCAACUUCACCAGAGCAACUUGGUUCACCUGGACCUCAAGCCACAGAACAUUCUCCUGACCAGCCUGUCGCCUCCAGGAGACAUAAAGAUCGUGGACUUUGGCCUGUCGCGCCGGCUGGGCUCGGCCGGAGAGCUCCGAGAGAUCCUGGGCACACCUGAGUAUGUAGCUCCGGAGGUCCUUAACUAUGAGCCGAUUACAACAGCGACGGACCUGUGGAGCGUCGGCGUCAUCGCCUACAUGUUGGUGACCGGCGAGUCUCCGUUCGCCGGAGACGAUAAGCAGGAGACGUACCUGAACGUGUCCCAGGUCAACGUGGACUACAGCAGGGAGACCUUCUCCAGAGUGUCUGAGCUGGCCGUGGACUUCAUCAGGAAGCUGCUGGUCAAAGCACCUGAGGACCGGCCGAGUGCUGCAGAGUGUCUGAGCCACCCCUGGUUGUGGUGCCUGAGCCCGGAACCCGUUGCCGUCCGAUCUGUUCGGGAGAGGAGCUGCGGCACCAAGUGGGCCGCGCCGCUCGAGGACAAGGAGAACUUCCUGGACUCACCCCACGCCCACGCGAAGAGGACCCGCUUGGACGAGGAGACGUCCGCCGCUGGAGACGGCGACUUUUGAAGACGUUUGAGGAGAGCAGAGAUGGUCUGGCUGAGGUGCCUCUUCCUUCUCUGAGCUUUUAAAUAGUUUUAAGCUUCCAGAACCUCUAAUCUGCUUCACCGAUCAGUUCUCAGAUCAACUACUCCAACCAAAGAUAACCAGUUUAAUUCAUGCUGUGCAGCAUGUUUAACCUCAAGUGUUUGACUCCUGGAUGAGUCCUCCUCCUCUGAUGAAGGUUGAGUUGUAGGAUCCAUUUAGGAAAAUCUAUGCAGUUUGAAUCUAUGCCUUAAAGUAGGAGUAACCUCUCUAGCUACACUUGUUCUUUAGAAACAGUAGCAGCUCUGCUUUGAGGAAGUACCUGAGGGAGAAGAACCGUUCAGGAGCAAUGUGUGCCUGGUGGGAGCGCUGCAGGGGGGCAGGACUACCUAAACGUAGCUCAGGGUUUAGUAACAAACGUAGAGCAGCUCAGCAGAUCUGAGUGGGAGCGUGAGAUCAGGUUCCUCUCUGUCCUGCAGCAUCUCUAGCACUUACUUCAUCUGCACAGCAGAAACAAAGGGCAUUUAUUUGUGUCUGACGCCAUUCCUGUUCUCAUCUCAGGGCGUGCUGCUCCCUUUGUUGUCUGUCCCCACAGGCCUGCUAUGAUUAUUUUUAUUAUUGUUAUUUAUGUGCGGGAUUUAUUCUUUAUAUUUUAUUGAAACAAUGAGCUCAUGUCUUAAAUGUUAGCUGAUUAUAGAGGGAAGCGGCUGAUUCAGGAUGAUUGAGGUGUUCAACUGGAAGCCGGAAGGGUCGGAUUUUAUGGUGAUGUUAGAAAGUCAGGAAAAUUGACGAGUUGAAGGAAGUGAAAACGUGUUGAGAGAACAGAUUAAGGUCGUGUGUAAGAAAUGAUGGCGCUGAGAAAGUUGAAGAGAAAUCUCUGGAAGGUUUGAGGAACAAAGAUGCGACCGAUCAUCCGGUAACAUUCCUCUUCUUAACGUCGAGGUGCCAAACCAAAAAGGACCGUUAUGUGUGAUUGUUGUUGAUGUCACUGCUGGGGCACAAUGAGCUCUGUGAGGCAGGCUGGUGUCUGCAGCCACGCUCCCAUCCCUUGGUGCCAUCAUCCUCUAGAACUGGAACACUGCAAGGAUUCAGCUACUGCAGGGUCCGGUUUGUUACUGUAAGAGAGAAGCUUGAACAUGUUCUCUAAAACCUCUGCUGUCUGCAGUCUGAGCAGAUUGUAACAUGGAGGCAGUUAAACCUGCAGAUUGGCUGUUUUCACUAGAACUUGAUGUUUGCUGCAGAGAUGAGUUUAUUCUGCUGAUUCUAAGCACUCCUCCUUAACUGAUGUCACCCAACGUUCCUGUUUGACUGGAGGAAACUGGAUGUUUGAGUCAAACCAGCCACAAGCACAAGAGAAGACCGGUCGAAAGGAUGUAGUAUCUUUAUUUUGCAUUUUAUUUGUAUGUUUUUUUUAAUGUUUGAACAUCAUAAUUACAUCUUCAAAAAGAAGAAAUAAUCUGUAAUGUGAUCAACUGCUGGCUAAUAUGUAGGCAUCACACAGCAAACUGGAAAAAAGCUCAUUAAAGGUUGUAGAAAGUAA